Messenger RNA from Bombina bombina (fire-bellied toad), 418 nucleotides. RefSeq names its product cyclin-dependent kinase inhibitor 2A-like. The record is from RefSeq and is a predicted model, not a curated record. Lineage: Eukaryota; Metazoa; Chordata; Amphibia; Anura; Bombinatoridae. The transcript is spliced from 2 exons. Bases 1 to 387 code for a protein of 128 amino acids. Gene Ontology annotation, biological process: negative regulation of cell population proliferation; regulation of cyclin-dependent protein serine/threonine kinase activity. Gene Ontology annotation, cellular component: nucleus. Gene Ontology annotation, molecular function: protein kinase binding; cyclin-dependent protein serine/threonine kinase inhibitor activity.
AUGGCCGGGGUAGCUGAUUUCUUGUGCACAGCUGCAGCCUCAGGUAAUGUGCAGCUUGUGAGAUGGUUGCUGGAGAAUGGAGCAGAUCCAAAUGGCACCAACUCAUAUGGGAGGACAGCAAUACAAGUGAUGAUGAUGGGGAGUCCAAGGAUUGCAGAGCUCCUUGUUAGUUUUUCUGCUAAUCCCAACCGUUCUGACCCGACUACUGGACAAACUGCAGUCCAUGAUGCUGCUAUAGGAGGGUUCCUGGAUACACUUGUAGUUCUGCUGAGAGCUGGGGGACAGCUCUAUGAGCCCAAAGACCACUAUGGGAAUCUACCGAUAGACCUGGUGUCUGCAGAAGAUGUAAAAGCUCUACAAGCUAUAGGAUUUGUAAUGCAACUUUAAUAUCAUACUAAUUAAAUGCGAUUAUAUCCUG